This is a messenger RNA of Necator americanus (New World hookworm), 390 nucleotides long. RefSeq lists its product as uncharacterized. NCBI's taxonomy places the organism in Eukaryota, Metazoa, Nematoda, Chromadorea, Rhabditida, Ancylostomatidae. The record is from RefSeq and is a predicted model, not a curated record. Bases 1 to 390 code for a protein of 129 amino acids. The transcript has 2 exons.
AUGAGAUCUUUCAUAACGGCUGCAGUCAUCUUUGUUGCCUUGUUCUAUGUGACCUAUUCACGCCAAUUUACUAAAUGUGAAGAAUGGUGUUUGACCGUUUUGGUCCCACAAAAAUUCUUUCGGGCUGAUCUUUUUGAUUGCCAUCCUGGUACGUAUGCAAGAAAUUGUCUCACUUCUGCUAACGAGCUUCUUGGAUUAAUUCCCGAAUUCAGCGAACACGAGUGUCCCUAUCUUAAUUAUUUCAUCGUUUCUGAAGUACAGAGAUACAUUAAAUUUAGAGACUCUCUGCCUCCUGAUGGACAUAGAGGCCACUCUAUCGAAUAUUGCACGCAAUCCGCCUACGAGAAAUACAGAGCUCGCGGUACUACCGAUAUUGAUCGUGAAUUGUAG